UUCAAGCUUCAGCGACCGCCUCAAUGUGAAGUACAGGCUACACAUUAUCGACACGACCAACAACAAAGAAUAUGAUCUCAUUUUCCCUGGUUCCAAGACAGUUUUAGAGGUGAAAUUAGGGUUACGUGACGUCACAAAUAUUCCAGUCAGAUUCCAGAGGUGGGUAGGUUGGCCAGAAUCUCUCAAAGAUGAAAAUACAAAACUUGCCGCUUUAGAUCUACCCAGUCAAUCUCUGGAGCUCAUUCUCAGUCGAGAAGAAACGACACCCAGGCCUAAAAAAACACAGCUUGUGGUGGAUCUGACGUCUAGCGAAAGUGAGAAUGAGUUUGAGGAUGCAGCAGAAUGUUUUGGUGUGGACGACGACAUGUUCCAAGCCAGUUCCUCUUCACGUAAAAUGCAACACCUAAUGCCUGAUGAAGUGGAAGAUGAAUCAGUCGCCAUCAGUCAUUUCGAAAAAGAAUUCACCAACAGGUACAGUUCUUGUCAUCCCCCUUUUCAAGGCACACUAGCAGAAGCUCUCCAAGCUUCCUGUCACAAGCCAGCAAAAGAGAGGCGCCCACUGGCCAUCUACCUCCACCAUGACGCAAGUGUCUUGACGAAUGUGUUCUGCACACAGCUUCUCUGCUCGGACACAGCGGCUUCUUACCUGACGUUGAACUUUGUCACCUGGGCAUGGGACUUAACCUGCGAGUCCAACAAAACAUUUUUGUUAGCCAUCCUCUCUCAAAAUCUGGGAAUGGCUGCGGCAAAUACGGUGAGGAGCAUAGCUCUAAAUAACUUACCAGCAUUAGUCAUCAUCACCAAAGUCAGAUCCACACCAGAAGUCUUGACGGUAAUACCUGGCAACGUCGGUUUAGAUGAUUUGAUGACACGUCUGAUUCAUGCAGUCGAAGUCUUCAAUAGUGAAAUGCAGUCAGAAAUCUGGGAAGAGGAAGAAAGGGAAGCCAGAGAAAAUGUUAAAAGAGAACAAGACGCUGCUUACGAAGCUUCACUGCUGGCAGAUCGGGCAAAAGAGGAAGCAAGACGCCAAGAGUUUGAAGAGCAGCAAAAGAAGGAGGAAGAAGAGCAACAAAAAAAGCAUAAAGAAGAAGAAAUGCGACAGCAGGAAGAAGCUUUCAAAGAUGCUGUGCGCAGGUCGCUGGCCGAACAGCUGCCCCCAGAGCCCGGGGAUGGGCCUGUGAGCCAGAUCCGGGUUCGCCUGCCAACCGGGGACACGAUAGGGCGGAGCUUCUCCCUGGAAACGCCCCUUUCCUUGCUGCUCACCUACAUCGCCUCCCAAGGGUACCCGCCGGAGGAGUACAAGGUGCUCGCCUCAUGGCCCAGGAGAGACCUCACCAGCCUAGAAGAGCACAAGACUUUAGAAGAACUGAAACUAUAUCCCAAAGAGACACUGACCCUGGAGGCCAGAUGAAGCGCCUCCUCUGAGAGAGAAGCUAAGUUAUACAUAAAUAUAUAUACCUGUGAUACCCGCUCUGCGACACGGCAUUCACUUCCACCGAGGUCUUCGGAUUCUGACUUCGAGUUUAAAUUAUUCUGCAUGAAUUAGUUCAAAAAAAAAAGCGUACUGUAUGCAUUACUUUUUAAAAUAUUAACCAUGCGUCAUUUAAUAAAAAAUUCUUCAUAGCUGUUUCUUUUGAAUCUGUUGUAAAGUGCAAUGCUGACCUAAUAAAAUGGAAAUAUA
Uloborus diversus is the source of this 1681-nucleotide messenger RNA. RefSeq names its product FAS-associated factor 1-like. The record is from RefSeq and is a predicted model, not a curated record. Lineage: Eukaryota; Metazoa; Arthropoda; Arachnida; Araneae; Uloboridae. Gene Ontology annotation, cellular component: nucleus; endoplasmic reticulum. Gene Ontology annotation, molecular function: ubiquitin binding.